AGCAACUAGGACACUUCUGUUUUCGUUUUACCUUGCCUUUUUUUUUUAACAACCCCGCUCCGAGAGAUUUGGUGGGUCGUUGACCGAGACCGAUCAAUGGACCAUUCGGCUGCGCGCAAACUGUGCGCUCUUCUCGCGGUGACCCAGCUGCGGUUCGCCACGCUGGUGAUCUCCAAGCCCGCGGCCAACGCGGGGCCACACAUCAAUUCGGGCUGGGACCAAACCAUCAGGUUGAUCCACCUCUACACCACCCAGGCCAAAGGCAGCUUCCUCAGCUACCACCUCCAGAUCCACGAGGACGGCACGGUGGAUGGCAGUCGCGAGAGGACCUCGCACAGUCUCCUUGAGAUGAGGUCGGUGGCUGCGGGCGUGGUGGCGAUCAGAGGCUAUCGAAGCGGCCGCUACCUCUGCAUGGAGAGGAACGGACGGCUACAUGGUUCGCUGUCGUACAACAAAGGGGACUGUUCGUUUGAGGAGCGUUUGCUGUCGGGCAUCUACAACGUGUACUGGUCAGAGAGGCACGAGGCUCCGGUGUCACUGAGCGGCCGAAGGCAACGUGACCACACCAGGGGGAGAGCGUUACCCCCUCUCUCCCAGUUCUUGCCCAUACGGAACACGCCCCCUAUCCCUCUGGACCCAGACGAGGAAUCGUGGCUAAUGCCUGAACACCCCCCUUCACUCAUCCAGACGAAUAGCAUGGACCCCCUCGAAUUCACCUACGAUGCCACAUGAGA
Molecule: messenger RNA, 734 nt
Organism: Amblyraja radiata (thorny skate)
Lineage: Eukaryota; Metazoa; Chordata; Chondrichthyes; Rajiformes; Rajidae
Gene: fgf19
Product: fibroblast growth factor 19
Exons: 3
Coding region: 97-732 (211 amino acids)
Molecular function (GO): growth factor activity
Source: RefSeq, a predicted model, not a curated record